Messenger RNA from Parathielavia appendiculata, 672 nucleotides. RefSeq lists its product as uncharacterized. The coding region runs from base 1 to 672 and encodes 223 amino acids. The record is from RefSeq and is a predicted model, not a curated record. NCBI's taxonomy places the organism in Eukaryota, Fungi, Ascomycota, Sordariomycetes, Sordariales, Chaetomiaceae. The transcript is spliced from 2 exons.
AUGUCGGCUCAAGACUACUACAACUCGCAGCAAGGCCAGGGCUACGGCAAUCCCGGCCAGCAAGGCUACGGCCAACAGGCUCCCUACGGCGGGCAGGGACAGCCUCCUCAGCACUACCCGCAACAGGCUCGCCCUCCGCAGAACUUCCACUCUCCUCCUCCGCCCCACCACCACCACCAGCAGCAGCAGCAGCAACAGCAGCAAUACCCUCCCCAGUCCCACUACCAGCAGCAGCAGCCCUACGGCGGCGCCCUUCAUGGCAGCUCACCCUACCCAUCCGCUCCUCACCAGGGACAAGGCCAAUACAACCCUCCGUACCAGCAGCAGCACGGAGGCGGACAGCCAGGAUACGGCGCACCACCACCGGGCCAGCAUGACAGCCGCGGCAGCAGCAUGAUGGGCGGCGGGCUGCUAGGCGCGGCCGCCAGCGCGCUGCUCGGGGGCGGACAUGGCGGACACGGAGGCGGAGGACAUGGAGGCGGAAUUGGCGGCGGCGGGGCGUUCAACCCGGCGACUGCUGCGGCCGGUAUGCUAGGCGGCGUUAUGGGAGGGGGCAAGCACAAGAAGGAGAAAAAGCACAAGGACGAGAAGUACAAAAAGGAGAAGAAGCAUCACAAGCGCAAGGGGUCCGGUUCGGGGUCGAGUGGCAGCUCUGAUAGCGAUUCAGAUUAA